CCAUGGAUCUUUCCCAACCCUAACGCCACUCUCCCUUACGCCUCUACCGCCGUGCCGGAAAAAAAAAUCAGCCGGAAAGAACAAACCAAAGUCAUCGAUGCAAGGCCUCGUCGGCUUGGUCCGCGAGUCCCUUGACUUCCGCACCAGCGGGCUCGUCGAUAAGAUCGGCUCUAGCAUCAGGAAAUCUCGAAUCGGACUCUUCGCUAAGCCUCCGCCGGCGCGUGCGCUUCCUCCGCCAUUCUCGGUGGACGACGCGCCGCCGAUUCGGUGGCGCAAAGGCGAGUUGAUUGGGUCCGGGGCCUUCGGGCGCGUCUAUAUGGGGAUGAACCUCGAUUCCGGAGAGCUUAUUGCCGUUAAACAGGUUUCGAUUGCUGCGAGUAGUGCUUCGAAGGAGAAGACACAGGCUCAUAUUCGGGAGCUGGAGGAGGAAGUGAGGCUUCUUAAGAAUCUUUCACACCCAAACAUUGUUAGGUACUUGGGGACUGCUAGAGAAGCCGAUUCGUUGAAUAUUCUGUUGGAAUUUGUGCCAGGCGGAUCCAUAUCAUCCCUCUUGGGGAAGUUUGGGUCAUUUCCCGAGUCUGUUAUAAGAAUGUACACAAAGCAACUCUUGUUGGGCCUUGAAUACUUACACAAGAAUGGAAUUAUGCAUAGGGACAUCAAGGGUGCAAAUAUCCUUGUCGAUAAUAAGGGAUGCAUUAAACUUGCAGACUUUGGUGCAUCGAAGAAAGUUGUUGAACUGGCCACUAUAAAUGGUGCCAAGUCAAUGAAGGGUACUCCAUAUUGGAUGGCCCCGGAAGUUAUUCUCCAGACUGGCCAUAGCUUCUCUGCUGACAUAUGGAGUGUUGGAUGUACUGUGAUUGAGAUGGCUACUGGAAAGCCUCCAUGGAGCCAACAGUAUCAGGAGGUUGCUGCUCUCUUCCAUAUUGGAACAACAAAAUCUCACCCACCCAUUCCUGAGCAUCUCUCUGCUGAGGCAAAGGAUUUUUUAUUACAAUGUCUAGAGAAGGAACCUGACUUCAGGUCUUCUGCAUCAGAAUUGCUGCAGCACCCAUUUGUCACUGGGUAUUAUCAGGAACCUCGUUCAGCAUUACGCACUUCAGUUAUGGAAGCUGGAAACCAGAUGGCAACACCUAGGACCAAUCUUAAGAACUCUAUGAAUGUUUCGAUCAGAAGGUCAACCUCCGCAGGUCUGAAGGAUAUUUGUGACAUGGGCACUGUAAGGUGCUCAACUGUAUACCCUAACAAUAUCUCAGGAGGGAGCUCCUGCUGGGGAGCAAAUAAUACUGAUGAUGACAUGUGUCAGCUGGAUGAUUCUGAUGAUAUAAUGCUUGGUUCAUUUGUAAAAUUCAAUUCUGUGAUGGCAUCCGGAGGAUUGAACAAGAGUUUCAAUCCAAUGUGUGAACCAACUGAUGACUGGCAAUGUAAGUUUGAUGAAAGUGUGGAAUUGGGGAAAAGUGGAAUGAACUUGCCCCCUUGUCAAACAAUACAUGAGGCGUCUAACAGCGCUGGAGCGUCUCAUAAGGUGGAGAAUGAAUUCACAUUUCCUUGUGGUCCAUCAGUAGCCGAGGAUGAUGAGGAAGUCACGGAAACGAAAAUAAGAGCCUUCCUGGAUGAAAAGGCAUUAGAUCUGAAGAAGCUGCAGACACCAUUAUUUGAAGAAUUCUUUAAUACUGUAAAUGCAGCUGGUCCUCCCGGUGGAAUUGGAAAUGCAAAUUGUGAUCAUGUUUCAAAUAAUCUGCAUCUACCUCCUAAAAGCAAGUCACCCAGUAGGGCCCCUAGUAGAAGAUUCUCUUCAAUUGUUGGAUCUGUCAAUGGUUCACGCUUCGGGAAACACACCCUAAAUGCAUCAAAUGCAAGCGUUGAGCAUAAUCAUAUCUUACAGGAAAUUCAGCCACCUCAGCUUAGUGAACGGAAAGGGCCUAUUGCGGAUCCUCAGAAAGAAUCAUUUAGUGCAAGUGCAAGUUUUUCUGAGUUGCAAAGGAGGUGGAAAGAGGAGCUUGAUGAAGAAUUAGAGAGGAAACGAGAGAUGAAACGCAAGGCUGGUUUAGGAAUGAAUACAUCACCAUCGCCGAACAACCGGAUUAUUAGUCGACAAAGAGAGCAGCAAUGGGGUGUUUUCCCCAGAAAAUGA
This is a messenger RNA of Fragaria vesca subsp. vesca, 2131 nucleotides long. RefSeq names its product mitogen-activated protein kinase kinase kinase 3-like. The coding region runs from base 98 to 2131 and encodes 677 amino acids. Lineage: Eukaryota; Viridiplantae; Streptophyta; Magnoliopsida; Rosales; Rosaceae. The record is from RefSeq and is a predicted model, not a curated record. Gene Ontology annotation, molecular function: protein kinase activity; ATP binding. The transcript is spliced from 17 exons. Gene Ontology annotation, biological process: protein phosphorylation.